Molecule: messenger RNA, 3697 nt
Organism: Rhagoletis pomonella (apple maggot)
Lineage: Eukaryota; Metazoa; Arthropoda; Insecta; Diptera; Tephritidae
Exons: 2
Biological process (GO): DNA integration
Molecular function (GO): nucleic acid binding
Source: RefSeq, a predicted model, not a curated record
AUGGAGGGUCAGCCAGGUGCAGCCGCAGAAGACACCGCGAAUGCUAUAAUUGCCACAUUGAAUGCGUUAAGGGCUUCCGUAGAAGAGCUUAGACAAAGCACUGCGGAGAGUCAAAGAGACAUCAUUAGGCUUCGCGAAGGCAUGCAACCACAGAAUGUUCCAGAACAGAGCGUGCAGCCAGCACAGCGUGACAAUACUCAAGCCGUCGUAUCACCGAUCGACUCGCAAAUAAAACUUUACGAUUUGCCUGUGUUCAGCGGCAAUGUCGAAGACUGGCCGCUAUUUUUCGCGAAUUUCAACGACACCACGGAAAACUUUGGAUACAGCCACCGCCAAAACCUUAUGAGGUUGCAGAAGUGCUUAGUUGGUCCCGCCAAAGAAGCUGUCGCCGCCAUGCUAAUUUACCCGAGCAACGUGCCGAACGUCAUAAGCGAGUUGGAGUUCAGGUUCGGGCGACCCGACAUUUUGGUUAAAUUCCAAAUCAGCAAACUGCAGAAUUUCCCGCCAAUAGCCGAUAAUAAGCCGGAGCAGAUUGUACCGUUUUCCUCAAGAGUGAGAAAUGUUGUUGCAUUUCUGAAGUCUGCAAAUUGCCAGCAGCACUUAGCUAACGUAACAUUGUUAGAGCAAAUGGUGGGUAAGUUACCGCAUACCCGACAGUUCGACUGGGCGAAGCAUGCUGCGACUAUACAACCGUAUCCAUCAGUUGAACAUUUUUCUGAGUGGCUUAGCGAGUUGGCUAGAAUAAUUUGUCUUAUGCCGACAAACAACACACAGGGUGGCCGGCAGACUGCAUCGUCGGGCAAUCAUCGUCGGCUGAUGCAUAUUGAGCGGCCAAGGGACUCACUUGCUUGCUAUCAGUGUAGUGGUAACCACAUGCUUGCACAGUGUGAAUCGUUUAAGGCAAGCAGUAUUCAAGAGCGGUGGGACCUAGUUAAGGCGCAACAGCUUUGCUUUUCGUGCCUACGCAAGGGGCAUUCCACGCAAAAGUGUCGUUCAAGAAGGAGGUGUAACAUAAGGGGCUGCCAGCGCUAUCACAACCAGCUACUCCACAACGAAGAUGCAACAAUGCAGAUGCUACGCCGAACUACACCAGAGGACGUCAUUGCGCAGCCACUACUGAAUUGUCAAGUAACACAAAGCGCACAUGGUCAACUGUUUAAAAUAUUGCCAGUCAACAUAUAUGGACCGAAAGGUAAGCGUGAGAUAUUAGCGAUGUUCGACGAGGGUUCGUCAAUUUCAAUAAUGGAAGAGGAAGUGGCCAAGAUGAUCGGAGCCCAGGGUGGCUUGCAUCCACUUACGCUGCAGUGGUAUGACAACAACGUUGUUACGGAACAAUCGCAUAAAAUCAGCAUCGAAGUUGAGAACUGCGCAACGAAGAGGAAGUUUCUACUGAGGGAGGUAUAUACGGUGAAGAACCUGAACCUGCCGGAGCAAUCUAUGGCCAAGGAAAAUUUUCAGCAUUUGAGAGAUUUGCCGAUAAAAAACUACUGUCGCGCGAAACCAGCUUUGCUCAUCGGGCUAAAGCAUGCAUACCUGGGUGCGACCUCAGCAACAGUGCAAGCCGAUAUCGACAGCCCGCUAGCUGUAAAAACGCCACUAGGCUGGGUCGCGUACGGCCCAACCAAGCUACCUACAACCUUGAACCCCCGUGUUUUGUUGGUGAAAGAAUAUCAGCAACUGCACGACUUAGUACACGAGUACUUCACAGCAGACAGCUUUAGAGUCAACCCGCCAGCAGUGCCAUUGGAGUCAGAUGAAGACCAGCGAGCACGUGAGAUAUUGCGCCGAACAACAAGACGAGUAGGUAAGCAAUAUGAAACCGGUUUACUGUGGAGAACAUAUCCACCGAAGUUGCCAAACAGCAAAACAAUGGCCGAGAAACGCUUACUGACAGUGGAGCGCCAAAUGAAGAACGAUGCCGAGUUUGGUGCACGAUACCGACAGGAAAUGGCUAAGUACGUGAGCAAAGGGUAUGCCAGAAAGUUAAGCCGUGACGAAGCCGGAGAGCCACAUCAAAAUGCUUGGUACUUACCUCACUUCGCUGUAUUCAACCGACAUAAGCCCGAAAAGACGCGAAUCGUCUUUGAUGCCGCAGCCGCAGUAAGCAACGUGUCACUCAACUCGCAACUAAUGAAGGGUCCGGAGCAAGCACAGCCGUUGAUACGGAUUUUGCUACAAUUUCGCCAGGGACGUGUCGCAGUGUCAGCAGACAUACGCGAAAUGUUUUCGCGGAUCAAGAUACGCGCAGCUGAUCAGCACGCUCAACGGUACUUGUGGCGUGAUGGUGAUGCGAGCAAGCCUGUGGCAGAGUAUGUGAUGACGUCGCUAAUUUUUGGUGCUGUUUGCUCACCCUGCAUCGCCGAAUAUAUAAAAAAUAAAAACGCCGAGGAGUAUCGGGCACAGUUUCCAGACGCCGCAACGACUAUAAUUAACAAGCAUUAUGUCGAUGAUUUAGUUGCAAGCUUCGACACGCCUGAACAAGCCAUCAGUAUCUGCAGCGACAUUGUUAGCAUCAAUUCACAAGCAGGGUUCGAGUUACGUAACUUCGUCUCCAACUGCGAAGAAGUAGAAGAUCGUUUGAAUCAUUCGUCAUUAUCCGCGAGAGAAGUGGUUAGUCUGGAACGCAACGAGUCAGUGGACAAAGUGCUUGGCCUCUUCUGGAACACUAGCGAUGAUGUUUUCGAAUUCCACACGAAGUUCCACCGUUUGCCGAAAGAUGUCCUGCACGGAACGCGAGCUCCGACAAAGCGAGAGUUGUUACGAAUCGUGAUGUCGGUGUUCGAUCCAUUUGGCGUUGACUUGUUUGGCCCUUUUAAUGUCACCAUCGGAAGGCGCAAGGAGAAAAGGUGGGGCGUUAUAUUCACCUGCCUGACAGUUCGAGCUGCACACAUCGAGCUAGCUGCUAACCUGAGUACCGAUGCGUUCAUUUUAUGCCUACGGAAUUUUGUAAACCGACGUGGAACGCCAUCCAGAAUAAGGAGCGAUAAUGGAACGAAUUUUAUUGGCGCACAAAGGGAGUUGAGAGCAGCUGAGCAGUUGUUAGACACAGACCGCAUUCAAGAUGAGGCUAGCAGACACAACAUCGAGUGGAUAUUUAACUGUCCGCUGAACCCCAGUUCGGGUGGCUGCUGGGAGCGUUUGAUAAGGAUUAUAAAGUCGCUGUUAAACAAGACGUUGCGUGAGGUAGCUCCAAGACCCGACACUCUGCACAGCGUAUUAAUAGAAGCGGAGAAUAUCAUCAACUCCCGACCGCUAACUGACCUGCCCAUAAGCCAUGAAGAAGAUGAGCCGCUAACACCCAAUCACUUCUUGUUGGGAUGCGUAAAUUCAACGCAGACGCCGCACCCAGUUGACGAGAAGGUUUGCCUAAGGAAGCAGUGGAGAAUCGCGCAGAACCUUAAGGAUCGGUUAUGGAAGCGAUGGACAACCGAGUACCUGCCUCAGCUACUAUGCCGCACCAAAUGGCAGGACAAAGCAAUACCGCUUCAAGCUAACGACCUGGUGAUAUUAUGCGACUCAACGCUGCCCCGCAGUCAGUGGUUACGCGGCCGCAUAACUCAAGUUUUUCCAGCCAAAGACGGACAAGUACGUGUCGUGGAGGUACGAACGAAGGGCGGACUUCUACGCAGACCAGUUUCGCGUUUAGCAAAGCUAGUGGUUGGUGGUGAAUCCUGUGAGGAUUCACGGGGGGCGGGAU